Messenger RNA from Raphanus sativus (radish), 2292 nucleotides. Its product is annotated as GRR1-like protein 1. Gene Ontology annotation, biological process: SCF-dependent proteasomal ubiquitin-dependent protein catabolic process. The record is from RefSeq and is a predicted model, not a curated record. The transcript has 3 exons. NCBI's taxonomy places the organism in Eukaryota, Viridiplantae, Streptophyta, Magnoliopsida, Brassicales, Brassicaceae. Gene Ontology annotation, cellular component: SCF ubiquitin ligase complex. The coding region runs from base 188 to 2068 and encodes 626 amino acids. Gene Ontology annotation, molecular function: protein binding.
GUGUGACCUGUGGUUGCUCCAUAAAUAAUUGGAUUUAAGAAUUAAGAAUCAUAUACACACACAGACUACAUGUGAUGAUUGGUGAAACUAAUUAUGAUUAACGCAACCAACUAAAUUAGUGAGCUACACAGGCUACGUAGCCGGAGGUUGCACAUGGGUGCAAGCUCAACUCUAUUAAUGGUCUCACAUGGCCUCUGUCUCUCUUCUCUUUGUCACACUACUCUCUGUCACGCUUUAUAUAAAUAUCAAAAGUUUCAUUCUUUGGGAUCAAUCUCAAACCUUUCUUCCCUCUCUCUCUGACUCUGUUCUGAUGGAUCGUCGAUUCCCAUUUAAGGUUCUCGAGCAUAUCUUCUCCUUCGUUGAUUCUAACGAGGACCGGAACUCUGUUUCUCUGGUCUGCAAGUCAUGGUUCGAGACAGAGAGGCGAACUAGGAAACGUGUCUUUGUCGGAAACUGUUACGCGGUUAGUCCUCUGAAGGUUGCACGGCGGUUCCCAAAGAUGAGGUCUCUGACUCUGAAAGGGAAGCCACACUUCGCCGACUACAACUUGGUUCCUGACGGUUGGGGUGGCUAUGCUUGGCCGUGGAUUGAAGCUAUGGCGGCGAGAAGACCGUUGCUUGAAGAGAUCAGGUUGAAGAGAAUGGUGGUGACUGAUGAGUGCUUGGAGAAGAUCGCUGCUUCGUUUAGAGACUUUAAAUCCCUUGUCUUGACUUCUUGUGAGGGUUUCUCCACUGAUGGUAUUGCAGCCAUUGCAUCAACUUGCAGAAAACUGAGAAACCUGGAACUGCGAGAGUGCAUAGUCGAUGACCUAGGAGGAGACUGGCUUAGCUACUUCCCUGAAACUUCGACUUCUCUUGUCUCUCUAGACUUCUCUUGUUUAGACUCAGAGGUUAAACUCUCGGACUUGGAGCGUCUCCUGAGCAGGUCUCCAAACCUCAAGUCUCUAAAGCUGAACCGGUCCGUGACACUAGACGUUCUCGAGAGCUUGCUUCGUCGAGCUCCGCAGCUGGUUGAGCUUGGCACAGGAUCUUUCUCAGAUGAGCUGGAUCCAGAAGAGAUUUCAAAGUUAACAAAAGCUUUGUCAGAGUUGAAACAACUUAAGAGCUUAUCUGGUCUUUGGGAUCUCCUCCCUGAGUAUAUUCCAGUUCUUUACUCUGUUUGUCCUCGUCUUACUUCGUUGAACUUGAGCUAUGCUACUGUCCAAAUGCCUGACCUUAUCGAUCUUCUUAGUCGAUGCUCGAAAUUGCAGAAGCUAUGGGUAAUGGACUUGAUAGAGGACAAAGGUCUCAAAACCGUUGCCUUGUGCUGCAAGGAACUGCGGGAACUAAGGGUGUUCCCAUCAGGAGCAGAUCUAGAUGAAACAGACGUGACUCUCACGGAACAAGGUCUGGUCUCUGUGUCUGAGGGCUGUCAAAAGCUUGAGUCUGUUCUCUACUUCUGCGUCCAGUUUACAAACGCAGCUUUGGUUUCCAUUGCAAAGAACCGUCCAAAUUUCAGAUGCUUCCGUCUCUGCGUGAUGGAGCCGUUUGCUCCUGACUACAGAACACAGCAGCCACUUGACGAAGGAUUCAAAGCCAUAGUUGAGAGAUGCAAGGAUCUUCGAAGACUCUCUGUCUCUGGUCUCCUCACUGACAAGGCCUUUGAAUACAUUGGAGUACACGCCAAGAAGCUAAGGAUGCUGUCGAUAGCAUUUGCUGGAGACAGUGAUUUGAUGCUACACCACUUGUUGUCUGGAUGUGAGAGUUUAAAGAAGCUGGAGAUAAGAGAUUGCCCCUUUGGAGACACUGCGCUGCUCGAGAACGCCGCUAAACUUGAAACCAUGCGAUCCCUUUGGAUGUCUUCUUGCUUUGUGAGUUUUGGUGCUUGCAAGCAAUUGAGUCAAAAGAUGCCAAGGCUAAAUGUUGAAGUCAUUGAUGAGCAUCCUCCAAAGACAAGACCUGAUAGCUCUCCUGUUGAGAGGAUAUACAUAUAUAGAACAGUCGCUGGACCGAGGUUGGAUACGCCUGAGUUUGUGUGGACAAUACACAAGAAACCUGAGGUUGGAGUUUCACGUUUAGCUAUACGGUGAAGUUGCUGCUUCAGUAUUAUGCUCUUUCAUAUCGACUUUUUGCAGAAAAAUGUUGUGGGAGAUUCGUCUUCCAUAUAUGUUCGUUUUUUCUUUCAUAUUGUUUUUUCACUAAGAGUGUUAGAAUCAUUUCAUUAGUUUUGUACUCUGUUAAACAAAAGCUUUUGUUGUCUUUGUACUAAAAGUGUCUGGAAUAAGAGAAACUCUCACUUUGUGAGAUUUAUAUA